Molecule: messenger RNA, 372 nt
Organism: Suillus discolor
Lineage: Eukaryota; Fungi; Basidiomycota; Agaricomycetes; Boletales; Suillaceae
Exons: 1
Coding region: 1-372 (123 amino acids)
Source: RefSeq, a predicted model, not a curated record
AUGUCAACCCGUCCUCGCAACCAACCAGAUCUUCCCCGUAUAAAGCUCGAGCUGAGCGAAGAUGCAUUAAAAGCAAUCAAUGCACGCCUCCUCAAGCUCGAUGUCGUCAAAAACACUCAAGCCAUCCAUUUUUCACCCAUGUUCUCAAUCUACGCCACCACUGUCCUGCUCGCAGCUAUCAUAACAGCGUGCCCGGACCUCCUUGAUCAGAGGUAUGCACGUGUGGAAGAAGCGAUGCAGGCGCUGUGCCAGAAUUUGAGAUUGCAAGAGGAUUUGCGGGAGGCGAUUGAGAAACAGGAUUUUACCGAUGUGUUGAAUAUCGGUGUGUCUUGUGUCGUUGUCGGAAAGCUGAGACUAAUCAAGAUCAUGUAG